GGAGUCUAGUUUCCCUGGUGAUGGGUUGCCCGGCGGUCGCCUGGUAACCGGCCGCGGAGGUCUUGGCUGAGCCAGCGCAGGCCGCGGAGGUCUGUGGGCCGGGGCUGACGCUGGACUCUUUCUGUGUGUUCCGCGAUGGCAGCGGCAGUGGUCACGCCGUCGGGUUUGGAGGAUGGGGUUUCUCGGUCCCGUGGCGAAGGGGCAGGGGAGGCGGUCGUGGAACGGGGCCCCGGCGCGGCCUACCACAUGUUCGUGGUGAUGGAGGACCUGGUGGAGAAGCUGAAGUUGCUCCGCUAUGAGGAGGAUCUCCUCCGGAAAAACAACCUGAAGCCCCCGUCCAGACACUAUUUUGCACUGCCUACCAAUCCUGGGGAACAGUUCUACAUGUUUUUCACUCUUGCUGCUUGGUUGAUUAAUAAAGCAGGACACCCCUUUGAGCAGCCUCAAGAAUAUGAUGACCCUAAUGCAACAAUCUCUAACAUAUUAUCUGAACUUCGAUCAUUCGGGAGAACUGCAGAUUUUGCUCCUUCAAAAUUAAAAUCGGGUUAUGGAGCACAUGUAUGCUAUGUUCUCGACUGUUUAGCCGAAGAAGCAUUAAAAUAUAUUGGUUUCACUUGGAAAAGACCAACAUACCCAGUGGAAGAAUUAGAAGAAGAAACUGUUGCAGAAGAUGAUGCAGAAUUAACAUUAAAUAAAGUGGAUGAAGAAUUUGUGGAAGUGGAGACAGACAAUGAAGAAAACUUUAUUGAUCUCAGCCUUUUGAAGGCCCAGACCUAUCGCUUGGAUAUGAACGAGUCUGCCAAACAAGAAGAUAUUUUGGAAUCCACAACAGAUGCUGCGGAAUGGAAUCUAGAAGUGGAACGUGUACUACCACAACUGAAAGUCACGAUCAGGACUGACAAUAAGGAUUGGAGAAUCCAUGUUGACCAAAUGCACCAGCACAAAAGUGGAAUUGAAUCUGCUCUAAAGGAGACCAAGGGACUUUUGGACAAACUUCAUAGUGAAAUUAGCAGGACUCUGGAGAAGAUUGGCAGCCGGGAAAAGUACAUCAACAAUCAGCUUGAGCACUUGGUUCAGGAAUAUCGUGCAGCUCAAGCCCAGCUGAGUGAGGCAAGGGAGCGUUACCAGCAGGGAAACGGUGGAGUAACUGAAAGGACCAGACUCCUGUCUGAGGUUACAGAAGAGCUAGAAAAGGUAAAACAAGAAAUGGAAGAAAAAGGCAGCAGUAUGACUGAUGGUGCUCCUUUGGUGAAGAUUAAACAGAGCUUAACGAAGCUGAAGCAAGAAACUAUUCAGAUGGACAUUAGAAUCGGUGUUGUGGAACACACAUUACUCCAGUCAAAACUGAAGGAGAAGUCCAACAUGACCAGGGACAUGCAUGCCACAAUCAUUCCAGAAUCUGCAAUAGGCUCUUAUUAAAACAUAUCGUUUUUCAGGCUUCUGAUUAGUUUUUUUAUAUCAAAUCAUAUUUCAUGUUGCAUAGACUUCAAAACACAGUUAUUUCUUUAAAAGCAUGUUGAACGGGUAUUUUUUACAUAUAUACACACAUAUUGUAUGUGUGUAUACAUACAAUGAUGAUUAUGGAUGGUCAAAGCCUUUGAAUUGAAUAUAAUAUUUAAUAAAGUAAUGAAAAAUUCUCACUUUCAAAGAA
Messenger RNA from Orcinus orca (killer whale), 1651 nucleotides. RefSeq names its product intraflagellar transport 57 (gene IFT57). The transcript is spliced from 11 exons. NCBI's taxonomy places the organism in Eukaryota, Metazoa, Chordata, Mammalia, Artiodactyla, Delphinidae. The coding region runs from base 136 to 1419 and encodes 427 amino acids. The record is from RefSeq and is a predicted model, not a curated record. Gene Ontology annotation, biological process: intraciliary transport; non-motile cilium assembly. Gene Ontology annotation, cellular component: centrosome; Golgi apparatus; cilium.